CAGAAUGGCUUAGGGCGCUCCUUUCUCAUACUCAAGCCACUAUGUACAGAAGCUGCCUUUUGGAAAAAGAAGCGGGCAUGUACUCGGGCACUCUCAGGAGCCCCACGGGGGGUGGCACCGCCGGGGCUGGCGGCACUGGGGGCGGGGGGAGUCCGCUGCCAGCUUCCAACUUCUCAGCGGCCCCGGCUUAUGCGCACUACAUGGGGUAUCCCCAUAUGCCCGGUAUGGAUCCUCACGGGCCAUCGCUAGGCGCCUGGGGCCCACCCUAUAGUCCCCCUCGGGAAGAAUGGAGCGUGUACCCUGGGCCGUCCAGUACAAUGGGCACGGUGCCCAUGAACGACAUGACCUCGAGCCCUGUCUCUUUCGGCUCACCCGAAUACAGCAACCUGGGCCCCGCAGGGGGUGGAAACAGCGGUAGCAGCCUGCCGGCACCAGACGGCUCGUCACUGUUCCCCAUCGACGCCGGCACUGCGGACGCCAGUUCUCCCAGCAGAAGCCGCCACAGCCCCUAUGCGUGGAUGCGCAAGACCGUGCAGGUGACGGGGAAAACCAGGACAAAAGAAAAGUAUCGUGUGGUUUACACAGAUCAUCAAAGGUUGGAGCUGGAGAAAGAAUUCCACUGCAAUAGAUACAUCACCAUUCGGAGAAAAUCAGAGCUGGCAGUCAACCUGGGCCUUUCUGAGAGACAGGUAAAAAUCUGGUUUCAGAAUCGCAGAGCCAAAGAGAGAAAGAUGAUCAAAAAGAAAAUCUCCCAGUUUGAGAACAGUGGAGGCUCAGUGCAAAGUGACUCUGGCUCCAUCAGCCCUGGGGAACUACCUAACACUUUUUUCACCACUCCAUCUGCUGUCCGUGGAUUUCAGCCUAUUGAGAUACAGCAGGUCAUAGUUUCUGAAUGAAAGAAAAUCAAAGAGAAAUGCAAAGUGCCCUUCCUUUAGCGUUGUCUUUUUGUUUUCUAAGCUAUCAGCAGGGGAGUUGGAACAUGAUGUAAUCCCUUGUAAGGCAGUAUUCAGAAUGAGUGGAUGCACCACGGGUUGAAGAUAAUUCAGGAGUCAGUUACUGUUAGAAACCAUCCCCAAAAAACUGUUGCAUGCUAUGCUACAUCAGUCACUCAGGGAGCUUGGUGGUAAGCUGUGUAAUUAAAAGCUACAAUCAUAAGCCCUUACAACUCUAUGCAAAAUUUCUGAAACUUGCUUGUGAACAGACUGUUAAAAACAAUUCUUCCCGGAUGCACAUUUGUGUAUGUGUAUUUGUGUUUGUCAUUUGAUGAUGGAUGUGUUCUUUGAUACUAUCUUUUGGGAGUGUGGAAGAGGUAAGCAGAAAUUUAUCUAUCUCCAGCUACAAUUUCAAGUGUUUAACUCAGAAGCUAACAGCAUUUUCAUAGUAAAUGUUUUUAAAAUCAUCAGAUGAUUCUCAAUCCAUUGUUGCUGGUUAAUAAAAAUAAUAAAUUAAAAAAAAACAUUUUUGUCCCUUGAACAUACU
This is a messenger RNA of Camelus dromedarius (Arabian camel), 1479 nucleotides long. It is a transcript of the gene CDX4, whose product is annotated as caudal type homeobox 4. Bases 42 to 896 code for a protein of 284 amino acids. Lineage: Eukaryota; Metazoa; Chordata; Mammalia; Artiodactyla; Camelidae. Gene Ontology annotation, molecular function: DNA-binding transcription factor activity, RNA polymerase II-specific; RNA polymerase II transcription regulatory region sequence-specific DNA binding. Gene Ontology annotation, biological process: animal organ morphogenesis; cell differentiation; anterior/posterior axis specification. The record is from RefSeq and is a predicted model, not a curated record. Gene Ontology annotation, cellular component: nucleus. The transcript is spliced from 3 exons.